AUGGGCUUCCUCGAUUGGAACGAUGGUGCCUCUGUCCUGUCAACCCGAACUUCAUCUCGUCGACACAAGUCUUCUCGCUCUCACAAGAAGCGCUCACGAUCAAACUCGAGUGAGCGUGGACGCGGCUUCGCAGAGUCCAUCUUUGGUGGCGGCGACCGUUAUGGGAAGCACAAUGCUUCUCGCGCUUCCUUCUUUGGACUCGGAGGCGGCAACAGCAGCCGCUCCAGCUUUUUUGGAAAUAGUCGCUCCUCUUACUACAAACGUUCCCCUCGUCAGGGCUUCGUUCAAAAGACCUACAAGCAGCUCAAGCGUCUCCUCCGCGAUCUGGUUCAUUGGGCCAAGCGCCACCCAUGGAAGGUUUUCUUCAUGGUCAUCAUGCCCCUCGUCACCGGCGGAGCUCUGACUGCCCUCCUCGCUCGCUUCGGCUUGCGCAUCCCACCCGCCAUUGAGCGCAUGCUCGGCGUAGCCUCCAAGGCUGCCACGGGCGACUCGUCCGGUCUUGUGGGCGAAGCUGUCCGCAUGGCCAGUGGUUUUGGCGGCAACACUUCUGUUCGCGUGGAGCGCGAUACGCACUCAUUCAGCAGCGGUGGUGGUGGCGACUCAUGGGGUGGUGGUCUUGCUGAUAUGGCCAGAAAGUGGAUGUGA
Molecule: messenger RNA, 645 nt
Organism: Fusarium poae
Lineage: Eukaryota; Fungi; Ascomycota; Sordariomycetes; Hypocreales; Nectriaceae
Exons: 2
Coding region: 1-645 (214 amino acids)
Source: RefSeq, a predicted model, not a curated record